This is a messenger RNA of Hemiscyllium ocellatum (epaulette shark), 5591 nucleotides long. It is a transcript of the gene amotl2a, whose product is annotated as angiomotin like 2a. Gene Ontology annotation, cellular component: bicellular tight junction; cytoplasmic vesicle; plasma membrane. The record is from RefSeq and is a predicted model, not a curated record. The coding region runs from base 195 to 2642 and encodes 815 amino acids. Lineage: Eukaryota; Metazoa; Chordata; Chondrichthyes; Orectolobiformes; Hemiscylliidae. Gene Ontology annotation, biological process: actin cytoskeleton organization; hippo signaling; angiogenesis. The transcript has 12 exons.
GCUGCAUCGCCCCGGCCGCAGCUGGGAUUCUGCCAUUCCACAGCAGGCAAGCAAACAGGCAGCUAGCACUGUCCGCCUCCCAGUUCCCACAGCACGGCCACUUCCAGCACCGAACCGUGAGCCUGAGGCAGAGCUCGGAUUUUCUCCCCGAUGUGAGCAUACCGUUUCAGGAACUAACCAUUACCUGAGCUAAAAUGAGAACAGCAGAAGAUUCAUCAGGUACGGUCCUGCACAGACUGAUCCAGGAGCAGUUGCGGUAUGGGAACCUUACGGAUAACCGCACGUUGCUGGCCAUCCAGCAACAGGCAAUGAGAGGAGGGUCCAGCAGCCCCCGGUCCUCUUUGGAAAGCCUCACUCAGGAGGAGAGUCAAAUUGUCCAGCAUUCCACCCGGCAGGAGCCACAAGGUCAAGAGCACCAGGGUGACCAUGCUCACUCAGAAAACCUGCUACAUCGCCUACACCAGCUUCAAUUCAAUGGAGAAGAACUCCCCUCUUAUGAAGAAGCCAAAGCCCAAUCUGAGCUACUGGCUGUGCAGAGGAACCAACAGUCUGUGGGCACAGGUUCUUAUGUGGUUGCUGGAACAAAUCAGAAGGCCAGCACUGAAGACAAGUCAGUGACACGUGAAGUCAGUCCAGAGCAUGUGCUUCAUGAUGAUGCACUGAAGGAAUUGAAACAUGGACAUGUGCGGUCUCUCAGCGAGAGACUCUUGCAACUUUCUCUCGAGAGGAAUGGAACCAAAGGCCAGGUGACCAUGAGUUCCUCACACAGCUUCCCCCAGCUAUCUAGAUAUCAGAGGCAGCCAGUGCGGGCAGGAUCUCAGAUGCCCUGUCAUUCCAUCGAGGCCCGGGGUCCUCCCCCAGAAUACCCCUUCCCCGUGAAGUCUGCAGCUCCUGUGCUCAGUCGUUCCCAGCAGCAUGGUUACUUUUACGAUAUGUCUGCCACUCCAUAUUUCAACUCCCAGCAGGAUGUGCCUGGUGACUAUGGUUACAGCUACCAGAUAAGAGCAGAAAGGAUGUCUCAAGCUCAAACUGUACAUCCUGGCCAGCCACGGAGGCACAGCUUCCUGCCCACUUCAACUUCUUCACCCAUGGAAGCAGUGCUGGUUACUGAAGCCCCUCAUGACAGCAGCCAGACGGUGACAGUUGAUCAUGUGGCACUCAUUAACCGUGCCCAACAAAUGGUCGAGAUGCUGCUGAAGGAGAAUGAAAACCUGAGGAAGGAGCUUGAUGGCCACACUGAAAAAUCAGCAAAAAUCCAAAAGUUGGAGAGAGAAAUCCAGAGGAUUUCUGAAGCCUAUGACAACCUCAUGAAGGCAUCUUCCAAAAGGGAAGCCCUGGAAAAGACGAUGAGAAACAAAAUGGAAAGUGAGAUCAGGAGACUUCACGAUUUCAACCGUGAUCUGCGAGAAAAGCUUGACUCUGCCAAUAAACUGUUGACCAGCAAAGAAUGUGAGAUCUCAGAAGACGGUCAGAGCAUUGUCAGCAGGCUGAUUGUCCAAAAUCGAGAACAGCAGCAAGAAAAGGAGCAGCUUCGAAGGGAAUUAAGCUUGUCCCGUAACAGGAAUGAAGAACAACACAAGCGAAUGGGGCUCCUUGACCAGGCACUCAACAGCACCCAGUCCAAAGUAGUUCAGUUAGAAGAUGAGCUGCGGAAGAAGCAAGCAUAUGUGGAAAAGGUGGAAAAGCUCCAGCAUGCACUAUCACAGCUGCAGGCAGCCUGUGAGAAACGGGAACAGCUCGAACUGCGACUGAGGAACCGACUGGAGCAGGAAUUGAAGAGCCUGCGAACACAACAGCGUCAGGCAAUGACCCACAGCUCAGGAACCACAGAAUACAGUGGUCCCGCUCUGAUGGAGCUGCUCAGGGAAAAGGAAGAACGGAUCCUGGCCCUGGAAGCUGAUAUGACCAAAUGGGAACAGAAGUAUUUGGAGGAGAGCACCAUGCGGCAGUUUGCAAUGGAUGCUGCAGCCACUGCAGCUACCCAGAGAGACACCACAAUUAUCAAUCAUUCCCCUCGACACUCGCCAAACAGCAGCUUCAAUGAUGGCUCCUUGGAGAAACCUGUUUACUACCAGAGGGGAGAGAUCAUUGUGAGCAGUCAUCGAGAUCAAGAGAUGGAGAGCAGGAUCAAAGCCUUGCACGCCCAAAUCCUGGAGAAGGAUGCCAUCAUCAAGGUGCUCCAGCAGCGCUCAAGAAGGGAACAGGUAAAAGCUGAGCAGCCUGCUCUCCGCCCAGCACGCUCUGUUCCAUCCAUCACAUUGGCUACAGGAGUGAGCCACGCCAGUUCUGUCAACCAACUGAACAAUGAACAAUUUCUUGACAAAACAACAAAAGGCAUGUCAGGUACUUUCAGCAAAGGUCCGAUGGAGGAUCCAGCCGCCACUUUGGCCGUGCACUCAGUGACAUUCCAUGCCAAACACGGGAGCAGGGACGGUAGCACACAGACUGAGAAAUUGGUAGAGAUUGAACAUACAGCCUCAGGCCAGGGAAACCCAGAGGAUAGCGAGGCUGGAAUCUGCUUGCAAGUAACCAAACCUCCAGCCAUUUCAUUAGAUACUUCACAGCCAGUGACACAGAUGGUCUCCAGCAAUAGUAGAAGCCAGGAAUCAUCAGACAGCGAAAUGGUUGAAAUUCUUAUCUGAACAAGACUCUGAUGGCAAGAAACAGAGGACUUUGGUGAAACAUAAACAUUUCCUUCUUUGGAAAGCCUUUCUUUAUCCUCAGCCCAGAUGUCAAAACAAUGGAAACAAGAAGAAAGUUCUGUGCACUUUGGGACGGAGCUUUAUAGUUGGACGAGGGGGUGGUGUGGAAUGCAGGGCUGGGGAGAUGUAGCCUUCAAUAACCAUAUGCAUAAGCUGCUAUGAAGACUGUUGUACACGUGGGAAGAGCUGUGCUAUCCAUUGUGCCAAGUGUGUACCUACCCUGAGUGACAGGUGACACUCACGAACUAACUUAAAAUGAGUCAACCUGCUGUGAAGCUGCAUUCUGUGAUGAACACAAACGUCUCGUAGGAGGUGACAGUAUUUUUUCACACAACUGCCAAGUAAAAAGCUUCACAGCAGCAUAAAUAUAUAAAUAAGUAUGAAUAUACAAUACUAGUGGUGCUAUUACAGAAUAUAUACUGUAUGUAAAGCUGUAAUUCCAAUUUGUUUAGCACCUGUUUUGUUUCAGCUUUAGACACUGUGCAAUUCUCUGCUGUUACUAAAACAUCAUUUAAAAGCUAACUUCAGUUCUCUACUGGCAGCUGAUACUUUCACUCCAACAUUAUCAUUGCUCAGCUGUAUGCUUUCUUCUCUUGUCCAUAUACCAUGGGACUAUUGCUUAACGGUUACAUUUAAAGUGCAUAAGUUCCACUCAGAUCUGAACACUUCCCAAACUUUCCAUUCUUGACUUGGAGAUUCUUGCAUACACUUUUUCCUGGACAGGAAUCAAGCAGCUUCCCCCUUUGUUACACACUGUUUGUGACAGAGCACACACUGUUGCUGCUGCUAAAUCUCAACACUUAGUCACAAUCACACUUCAUAGAACAUCCUUUUAUAAGUCUUUGUAGUGGCCAAGUGUUCUGCCAUUGUGCUGGUGCAUGCAAUGAAAUGUCUUCAUUCACAGUGCAGUGACACUGCAAUACACACCUUCCUCAAUAAGAUAGACAUUUUUUUUACAAGAAAAGAAUGAAUCUGUCAUCUGAUGCCAUGUGCAAGGGUCUCCAAGUAAGAGCCAGUUGGUUCGAUGCCAGUCUUUGUACAGAACAAACCCCUGGUUGGCAAGCCCUCUGUAGGUGCACCGUACCUGGCAGAGCAUGCUCCCAUCAGCAGAUAGUCCUGUGCUCCUUUUAAUUAAAAAUCAUAAUGGGUGUGUAUGAGCAUCUGAUUCUAGGACUUGGACAGCCAGGCCUCUGAGCCAGAGAGCAUGAUGGUCCCAGCAUGCCCGCAUUGAUUGUAUUCAAGAAAACACUGCUCCUCUUGGGGCGGUGGGGGGGGGGGGGUGAGGUCCUCUGUCAACUUGUGCUUCCAGAAGGGGAGGCAAUAGUGUAGUGGUAUUAAUUCUGGACUGUUCAUCCAGACACCCAGAGUUGAUCAGAGUUCAAAUCCCACCAUGGCCAAUGGUCAAAUUCGAAUUCAGUCAAGAUCUGGAAUUAGGAGUCUAAUGAUGACCACGAAACCAUUGUUGAUUGUUGGAAAAACACAUCUAGUUCUGUAAUGGUGUUUAGGGAAGGAAACUGAUGACCUUACCUGGUCUGGCACUUGAUGUGACUGCAGACCCACAGCAAUGUAGUUCUCUCAACUGCCCUCUGGGCAAUUACAGAUGGAAAUAAAUUUUGGCCCAUACAGUGAUACUCUCAUUCCGUGAAUGAAUAAAAAAGAUAUCUUUCUGUGGUCACAGCCACUGACAUUGCCACUCCGAACAACUUGGGUGAUGUCUGGAUGUGGGAACUGCAAUUUCUAGGUGGAGGUCUCAUUCGUAUUGUAACCACAACGGAAAUGUGAAAGAUCCUUUCCAGAGUGGGUCCUCUCCCCUGCAAGUGAAGGUAUAACUCUUGUAAUUGACUGUCCAUAUGGGUCCCAUUUAUUAUUGGGAUUGGCGUGUGUAUCUGUGCUCUGUGGCCACUUGCUGUGAAUGUGUCUCACUUCCCUGGGGAUAUAGCAGACUUCACCAGGAUGAUAUAGGGCACUACUAUAAGGCAGGAGGUUUAACUCAGUGGUAGCUGGUUUCUGCCACAGUUAUUAUUUUCACUCAUUUACAAAACUAGACAAAUCUUGGAAGCCUGGAUUGUGGAUCAGGAUCAAAAGCCUUGGUUUGAUUAUCUAAUGUUUCAUUUCUCACUGACUGAAACUGGACUAAGGCCAAGAAAAUACCAGGGACAAUUCCAAUUCUUGGUGGCUGUGCCCUGACACAUUCCAGGAAGCCUGAGUUUGGAGCUAUCAGACAGGAGGGGACGGGUGAUGCCACACCUAAGUAGUUGGCAAACAUCUGGGCUUAUGACCUGAGUGGGUGAGGAUCCAAAGCAAGUUAUCGGAUCUUCAUCCAAGCAAGAGCCACAACAUGCAGAAAGGGAUGUGGAUGGGAAACCAGAUUUGGGGUAUUAAUUUUCACUAUAUAUUUCAGCUUGUGUGGGCUGUGACACCAUCAGAAGUGACUGGGAUCUGGACAAUAGAGAGAAUUGACUUUGUUCAGGAGCUGGAAUGGCUGAGUUACUUAGAUAAAGACCUUUCUCCAAUAAUGUGCAAUUGCUGGCCAUUGCCUAUACUUCAUUCGUGACAGCAUUCACACCGUUUACAAAAAAAAUUGUGAAGCAAAAAUAAGAAAAAAAUGUUAAUAUAUUUUGUAUGAAUAUUUGUACCUGACACCGGCUAUAUUUUAGUGCCAUUGAACUUCAUGCCAAAGAUGACAAGCUGCAUUAUUAUUGAGUAAGUUAUGUAAGUAUUUAAGUGUAAACUCAAGAUUUGUGUUAAGGCACCAUAUCCUGGGAUUGUUGCACAUUCUGUAUGGUUGUGCAUUUGUUUGAAAUUAUUGAUGUGAACUUGCAGACUUGAGGAUUUUUGUAUUGAAAUGUCAGCAUACAUUUCAGUAAUAAAAUCGGAAAUUAGCUAUGA